AUGAGUACUCCUGCAGAGCCUAAAGUUUCUUGGGCUGAAAAAGGCACACUGUUGCCUCCAACAGUGCCACUGACCCGCCGAACCAAAACACCAAGGUUGGCGCCGGCUACCCCGCCGUCUAAUAACAAGCUCACUUGGACUGAAAAGGAUAAGCUCCUCCCUCCCAUAAGUCUACUUGGCUCCCGUCGUGUAAAGCGUGAAAGCAACACGGAGGCCCGGGAUAAGUUUGAGUCGAAUGGGCCUUUUGAAGAUUCAGCAUCCAGAAAUGCAUUGGAAAGCUGGUGGACUGCUCAGUACUCAGUGAAAUGGUGCCAUGGAGGGCAAGAACAAAGACAAACUUUAUUCCAAUGUUCUUGUGGAUAUCAUGUCAAAGCCUGCCAAGAACGUGAGGCAAAAAAAGGCUUAAAUUGCCAAACCGAGAACUGGGAACGCUGUGUUCCUUAUCCAUUCACUGGCUGCUUAGCUCACCUAGAGGUAAUGGAAAGAGUGGGUGAUGGAGUGAUCACAAGAAUAGCUGGAGCUCCAGAGCACAACAGUUCCUGCCAAACCGCAGUGCUUGAACGUAUUCCCCCAGUUCCACUACAUGACCAUGUUUAUGAGGUAGCUUUAGCACAACUCCGAAGCAGAGCAAGGAAACAAAUAGCAAGAUGGAGAACGAAUGAGCCUACCGCGGCAUGGAUACCUAUAAUUCCAAGACUGCCAAUGUACGGUACUUGUUCCUUCCUACCGACCAUAUGUCACUCUAUUGAAAAGCUAGCCAGGAACUGGGAGUGGAUGUGUGACUCCAACUGCAAUACAAUGUGGAUGACUGGCUAA
This is a messenger RNA of Lentinula edodes (shiitake mushroom), 816 nucleotides long. RefSeq lists its product as uncharacterized. NCBI's taxonomy places the organism in Eukaryota, Fungi, Basidiomycota, Agaricomycetes, Agaricales, Omphalotaceae. The transcript has 6 exons. Bases 1 to 816 code for a protein of 271 amino acids. The record is from RefSeq and is a predicted model, not a curated record.